Knipowitschia caucasica is the source of this 2820-nucleotide messenger RNA. The record is from the annotation of a GenBank genome assembly. NCBI's taxonomy places the organism in Eukaryota, Metazoa, Chordata, Actinopteri, Gobiiformes, Gobiidae.
AUGGGAGUUGGUGGGGGGGGGGGGGGGGGAUUUGGUGGGAGUUGGUUUGGAGUUGGAUUGAAGGGGGUAUGGGUGGUAGGUUGUGGAUGGUAUGGGUGGGGGUUGGGUGGGUUUGGGGGGUUAUUGGAUGGGUAUGGGAUGGGAUAUGUUGUGUUGAGGGAGGUUAGAGGGGUUGGGGAAGGUGGGGGUUUGGGGGUUGGGGGUGUUGGGGGUGUGGGGGGUUGGGGGGUGUUGGGGGGGUGGGGUGGGGGGGGUUUGUGGGUUUUGGGGGGUGGGGGUGGGUGGGUUUGUGGGGGGUAUGGGGGUUUGGGGGUGGGUGGGGGGGGUGGGGGUUUGGGUGGGUUGGGGGGGGGGGGGGGGGUGGUGGUGGGGUGUGGGGUUGGAGGGGGGGGUUUUUUUGGUUGGGGUUGGGGUUGGGGGGGUUGGGUGUGGGGGGGGGGUGGUUUUGGGGGUGUUGGUGGGGGUUGGGUGGGGGUGUUUGGGGGGGGUGUUGUUGGUGGGGGUGUGUGGGGGGUAGGGGGGGUGUGGGGUUUGUGGGGUAGUGGUUUGUUGUGGGGGGUAUGUUGUGGGGUGGGGGUAUUUGGGUGUGUGGGGUAUUGUGGGGGGUUUGUAUGGUUGGGGUGGGUGGGGUGUGGUUGGGGGGGGUUGGGGGGGGGGGGGGGGGGGUGGGGGGGGGGGGGGGGGGGGGGGGGUGUUGGGUGUGGGGGUUUGGGGGGGUGGUAUGGGGGUUUGUGGUUGUGGGUGGGGGUAGUGGGUGGUGGUUUUUUUUGGGGUAUGGGGGGGGGGGGUGGUGUUUAUUGUUGUGGGGUGGGGUGUGGGGGGUGGGGGGGGUGGUGGGGGGUUUUUGUGGGGUUGUGUGUUUUGGGAUGGGGGGUGGUUUUGGGUGUGUGUUUGGUGGGGUUGGGUUAUGAUAGGGGUUUGGGGGGGGGGGGUGGUGUUGGGGGUGGUUGGGGGGGGUUGGGUUUGGUUGGUGGGGGAUGGGUGUGGGUGUGUGUGGGUUGUGGGGGUGGUUUUGGGGGGGGUUUGGGGGUGGGGUGGUGGGGGGGGGGGGGUUUUGGGGGGGUGGGGGGGUUGUUGGGGGGGGGGGUGGGGGGGGGGUUGGGGGGGGGGGGUGGGGGGUGGGGGUGGGGGUGGGGGGGUGUGGGGGUGGGGUGUGUGGUGGUUGGUGGGGUUGGGAGGUUUGUAUGUUUGUUUGGGGGGGGUGAUGGGUGGUGGGUGUUUGGUAUGUUGGUGGAGGGGGGGUGUUUUGUGUGGGUUGGUUGUUUUGUGGGGGGGGUUUUUUGGGGAGGGGUUGUGUUUGGUUUGGGUGGGGGUGGUGUUUGUGGUUGUGGUGGGGUUGUGGUUGUAGAUGGGUGGGGGGUGGAUAUAUUUGUGAUGGAGGGGGGAGGGUGUUUUAGUAGGUUGGGGGUGAAUGGAGGUUGGAGGGGGGGUGAUUUUAGGAUAUGUGUUGGGGUUGGGGGUGGGGGUAUUGUUUGGGGUGUGUGUGUUGGUUGGGGGGGGGUGGUGGGUGGGUGGGGGGUAGGUAUGGUUGGGGGGGUGUGGGUUUGGUGGGGUAUGGUGGGGGGGGGGGGGGGGGGGGUUUGUGGUGGUAUUGUGGUAGGGUUGGGUGUGGGGGGGGGAUAUUUGGUGGGAUGUGUUGGGGUGUGGGGGUUGGGGUGGUUGUGUGUGGUGUGUAUUUGGGGGGGGGGGGGGGGGGGGGGUGGGGUGGUGGUGGGGGGGGGUUGGGGUUUGUGGGGUUGUGGGGGGGGGGGGGGUGGGUGGGUUGUUGGGGGGGUGGUGGGGUGGGGGGGGGGGGGGGGGGGGGGGGGGGUUUGGGGGGGGGGGGUUGUUGGUUGGGGUGGGGGGGGGGGUGGGGGGGUGGUUGUUGGGGGGGGGGUGUGGGGUUGGUUAUUGUGGGGGUUGUGGGGGGUGUGGUUUUGUGGGGUGUAUGUUGUGGUGUGGUUGUUUGUUUUGAGGGGGGGUGUUGUGGGUGGAGUGUGGGGUUGGUUUAGGUGGUUUGGUGUUGGUGUGGGGGGGUGGAGGGGUGUUGGGGGUUUGGGUUGGUGGGGUGUGGGUGGGGGAGUGGUGGAGGGGGGGGUGUUGGGGUUUGGGUUUUGUGUGGAUUGGGUUGGGGGGGGUGUUGUAGUGUGGGGGGGGGUGGGGGUGAUGGGGGAUUUUGUUGGGGUAUGGGGGGUUUAUGUGGGGGGGAGGGGGGGUGGGGGUGUGUGGUUUGGGGGUGUUUUUGGGGAGUUGUUGGGGGUUGGGGGGUGUGGGGGGGGGGGGGGGGGGGGGGGGGGGUGGGGGGUUUGGGGGGUGGUGGGGGGGUGGGGGGGUGGGGGGGAUGGGGGGGUGGGGGGGGUUGGGGGGGUGGGGGGGUGUGUGGGGUGGUUGGGGGUGGUGAUGUUGUAUGUUGGUGGUUUGGGUUGUGGGUUGGGGGGGGGGGGGGGGGGGUGGGGGGGUGUUUUUGUGGGGUGGGGGUGGGGGGGGGGGGGGGUGGGUGUGGGUGUGUGUGGUGUUUUUUGUGUGUUGUGGGUGGUGUGGGGGUUGUGGGGUGUGGGGGGUGGGUGUAUUGGGUUUGGUGUAUGGGGGGGAGAUGGGGUGGGGGGGGGGGGGGGGGGGGGGGGGGUUGGGUGGGGGUGUGGGAGGGGGAUGGGGGGGUUUUGUGUUUGGGUGGUGGUGGGGGGGGGGUGGGGAUGUGGUGGGGGGGGGGUGUGGUGUGGUUGUUGUGGUUGGUGGGGGGUGUUUGAUUGUGUUUGUGUUGGGUGGUUUUUGGUUGGUUUGGGUGGGUGUGUGGGGGGGGGGGGGGGGGGGUUGGGGGGGGGGGUAUAUGUGGUGGUGUGA